Oryctolagus cuniculus (rabbit) is the source of this 948-nucleotide messenger RNA. RefSeq names its product olfactory receptor 4K17. Gene Ontology annotation, biological process: G protein-coupled receptor signaling pathway. Gene Ontology annotation, cellular component: membrane. Gene Ontology annotation, molecular function: olfactory receptor activity; G protein-coupled receptor activity. NCBI's taxonomy places the organism in Eukaryota, Metazoa, Chordata, Mammalia, Lagomorpha, Leporidae. The record is from RefSeq and is a predicted model, not a curated record.
AUGGAGUCCACAGAAGUAUUAAAUCAGUCUCAAGUAUCAGAAUUUAUUUUGCUGGGAUUGACCAACUCCCGAGAUACUCAGUUUUUACUCUUUGCACUCUUCUUAGUUAUCUAUGUGGCCACAAUUUUUGGUAACCUUCUCAUUGUGGUCACAGUGGCUUGUACCCAAAGUCUGAACACUCCCAUGUAUUUUCUCCUUGGAAAUCUCUCCUUUGUGGAUAUGACCCUUGCUUCCUUUGCCACUCCCAAGAUGAUUGUGAACCUGAUCAAAAACCACAAGGCCAUUUCUUUUGCUGGCUGCUUUACUCAGAUAUUUCUUCUUCACCUACUGGGUGGGGUUGAAAUGAUACUGUUGGUUUCCAUGGCUUACGACAGAUAUGUGGCUAUUUGUAAGCCUCUACACUACACAACCAUCAUGAACAAGAAGGUGUGUGUGUUGCUUGUACUGGUUUCAUGGCUCUUAGGUUUCCUUCACUCAGGCCUUCAGAUACCUUUUGUUGUGCACUUGCCCUUCUGUGGUCCCAAUGUGGUGGACAGCAUUUUCUGUGAUCUCCCUCUUGUUUCUAAGCUUGCCUGCAUAGACACCUAUAUUGUACAGAUAGUCAUUGUUGCAAAUAGUGGAGUGAUAUCCCUGAGCUGUUUCUUUCUUUUGCUUAUUUCUUAUAGUCUAAUCUUCAUAACCAUUAGGAAUCACUCUUCUACUGGACAAUCAAAAGCCCGUUCAACUUUGACUGCUCAUAUCACAGUAGUUAUUCUCUUCUUUGGCCCAUGCAUCACCAUUUAUAUCUGGCCUUCCAGCAACCACUCUGUAGAUAAAUUCCUUGCUAUAUUUUAUACUAUCAUCACCCCUAUCUUGAAUCCUAUUAUUUACACUCUGCGAAACAAAGAAAUGAAGACAGCCAUGAGGAAACUAUGGGGAGCCUUUGUGAAUUCUAGAAGCAAUACUUAG